Messenger RNA from Sardina pilchardus (European sardine), 2568 nucleotides. It is a transcript of the gene rabl2, whose product is annotated as RAB, member of RAS oncogene family-like 2. Lineage: Eukaryota; Metazoa; Chordata; Actinopteri; Clupeiformes; Clupeidae. Gene Ontology annotation, molecular function: GTPase activity; GTP binding. Gene Ontology annotation, biological process: regulation of exocytosis. The coding region runs from base 617 to 1306 and encodes 229 amino acids. The record is from RefSeq and is a predicted model, not a curated record. The transcript is spliced from 8 exons.
CAAGAAUGUUGUCCAGAGUGUUAGGAGAUGUCGGCUUUCUUUAGCUUGAUACAAAAACACAUGGAUUCGUUAAUUUCUGUUUUUACCCAAGCCAGAUUACAUCGAGCUUCCGAUUCAUUUGUACUGUUGUUCAUCAACGGAGGGGCAGUGAAUUAGGCAAAGGUAAUAUCUUGUACUUAGGUAGCUAUGAUAGCUAGCGAGCUACCACUUGCUAAAAUUAGCAGAUUUAGAUUUGAGCUAACUUUGUCUGUGAUCAGAAUAUGAAAGUUUGAUUCAACCUAAGAUAACGCGCAUUGGUUUGAUCGAUAAGUGAAUUAAGCUUAGAAUGCUGAAUUAAAAGCAAUACGGCACUCUGCAGCAAUUCCUGCAGUAGCGUUAGCUAGCUUGCUUAACGUUAUCUGUCAGUUACGUUACGUUACUAGAUCAAUAACGUUAACUUAGCUAUUAUAGCAAGCCAACUUAGCUAGUAAAGCAUACAGGUAGGUUGCUAGCUUGCUAGUAGUAUUAGAGGCUAGCUUGGCUCUCCGGAUAAUCCUCUUCAAAAGCCAGUAAGCACAAGAGAGAACAGCUGCAGGCAGCGAGGCAGCGAGACUCCGAGCGUUGCUUGUCCGGCAGGAUGGCCGGAGAGGCGGGCGAGCUCCCGGAGUUGGACCUGGAGAAGUAUGAUGCGGAUGAGUGUGUGAAGAUCAUCUGUCUGGGGGACAGCGCGGUGGGGAAGUCCAAGUUGAUGGAGAGAUUCCUGAUGGAUGGCUAUCGACCUCAACAGCUGUCCACAUAUGCGCUGACUUUGUACAAGUACACUACCACAGUCAACGGGAAAACCAUCCUUGUAGACUUCUGGGACACUGCAGGGCAGGAACGGUUCCAGAGCAUGCACCCAUCCUACUACCACAAGGCCCACGCGUGCAUCAUGGUGUUUGAUGUCCAGAGGAAGAUCACCUACAGGAACAUGGCCAACUGGUACAAGGAGCUGAGGGACUACAGGCCAGAGAUUCCCUGCCUGGUGGUGGCCAACAAGAUAGACGCGGACUUGAAGGUGACCCAGAGAAGUUUUAACUUUGCUAAGAAGCAGGGCCUGCCCUUCUACUUCGUUUCAGCAGCAGAUGGGACUAACGUGGUCAAGGCGUUUAAAGAUGCCAUCCACAGAGCGGUGAACUACAAGCAGAACUCCAGUGACUUCAUGGACGAGGUCAUGAGAGAACUGGAGAACUUUGAGCUGGAACAGAGGGAGGGCAACUCGGAGAGAGACGAGGAGGAGGAGGAGGAGGAGGAGGAAGAGCCCAAAGAGAAGCCAGGCUCAGCGUGAUCUCUGGACAUCCACGCCCACCGGCAGCUCACAAACACACACGCACGCACGCACACACACACACACACACACACACACACACACACACACACACACACACACACACACACACACACACACACACACACACACACACACACACACACACACACACACACACAUGGUAACCUCUCUGGAGGCCAAAGGCUGUAGGUGAUUAUUGGGUGGUUAUGAGGGGAAUGGGAGUGGAUUGGCCAUUUCAUGUGUUGUGAUGCUGCAGUUGAGCCUGGUUUCAAACACCUCCACUCAUGUUCUACACGCAUGGUGAUGCGCUGUCAGUCCAUCGGAGGGAAGAGUUAGAUUGUGUGUGUGUGUGUGUGUGUGUACGAGACCAUACUGCAACAAUGUGUAGAAUGUGAAAUGAGUGUGAAUGGAUGUUUGAUUAUACUGCAAUAAUGUUUCUGAAUGUGUUUGUGUGUUUGUGUGUUUGUGUGUGUGUGUGUGUGUGUGUGUGUGUGUGUGUGUGUGUGUGUGUGUGUGUGUGUAAGAGAGAGAGAUAUUAUGUUCUUUGCGAUUGCAAAGACCUGACAACACCGUUUUAGUCACAUCUCACACUCACAGAUGCACACAGAAUGGUUUCAGGAUAGCUAUGAAUGACUACCACAGCCAUUGAAUCAUUGCCUCUCUGUGUCGUGUGUGUGUGCGCGCACGCGUGAGUCGUGUGAGUGUGUGUGCCUGAGAAUAAGCUGUGGUAGGAUGGCUGCUACUUGUCUACUUUCCUGCAGUGCUUGAGAGCCAGGCUGGCUCAGGUCUGGUGAUGGAGUGUGAAAUCGAGUUCUGAAACAAACACACACACACACACACACACACACACACACACACACACACACACACACACACACGCAAACACACACGCAAACACACAUACGCACACAAUAGUGACCAGCUCGCAUCUGUCAUCGCUGGGGCAACGUGAUGCUUCAUGGACCCGUUGUCAUAGAAACGUCCAGCGUAGCCCUGGAGGACCUGAGCACUGGUGGCAAGGGACUCACAUUGCACAAGCUGUGAAAGGAAGGAACUUCAGAUCCAAACACAUUCUAAGGCUUUGGUUGUAUGUGUGUUUUUUUUUUUUCUUUUUGUGUGGUGCACAAGUGCUUUAUACUUUGUUUUAUUGUGGUGUACUGUAUACUUGAUUUGAAACUGCUAUCAUCCAGAACUGUGCUUCAAACAUACAUUUUUACUGAGCAUAUUUAAACUGAUUACUGAAUAUGUGUAUUUAAUAA